GGCCGGUUCCCUUGGUUGUGGCUGAAGACGUGGCUGGUGGAUUAUAUCAGAGAAGCAAACAAAUAUGGUAACACAGCAGUAGGGCAUUGGAGAGGAGAGUCGCUAUCUCGCGCACACAAAGGUGCCGGGAGAUUUCUUCUCUCUCUCUCUCUUCAGUUUAGAUUAAUGGAACUUGGUAAUCGCAGACCUUGCGCAUCCAGACCGUGUCAAUACUCGGUCUGCUCCUCUGUAUUUAUGCAUCAUCUUCUUCUUUCCUCUAGAUCUCUCUUUUCUAGACAAUGGGAAUCGCCAAUACUAGGGCUUGACACGAAUAAGGAUUUUAGGGCUGGACACGAAUAUUCGAUUACGAAUAUUCGUACGAAUAUUCGUAGUCGAAUACGAAUAAAAUUUAGAAUUUCCGCUUACUAAUAUUCGUACGAAUAAUAUUCGCAUUAUUCGUAAUUAUUCGUAAUUAUUCGUAAAUCUCUGAAGCUAUUUCCAUGUAUCUCGCAGCAUCAUAAGACGCCUCAUAGUCUCUGCACUCAUUGAGCUCCUCCGCACUCCUAAGAGAUCUCUUCCCCCACUGAACAGUCUUUCGACUGAUACCCCAGAUGCUGGUAUAGCCAAAUAAUCUCUGGCAGCUGCAGCCAUACGUGGGU
This is a messenger RNA of Eremomyces bilateralis CBS 781.70, 638 nucleotides long. RefSeq lists its product as uncharacterized. The record is from RefSeq and is a predicted model, not a curated record. The transcript has a single exon. Lineage: Eukaryota; Fungi; Ascomycota; Dothideomycetes; Eremomycetales; Eremomycetaceae. The annotation marks the transcript as partial.